GCGGCGCAACUGCAGGGACCGGCAUGGGCGGCAGCGUGGGGGCGCCCUUGCGGCCUGCGGCCUGGUCAUGCCUGCAUACCUUUCAGAAGCUCAACCAGAGGCGGUACAUCUCCUCCUGGCUGACCCGAUGGUUCCACAAGACCCCAGCCAAGUCCGUAGUGGCCCAGAAAACGCCCAUCAAGGUGGAGUUGGUAGCUGGAAAAACCUACAGAUGGUGUGUGUGUGGCCGCAGCAAGAAGCAGCCCUUCUGUGACGGCUCUCACUUCUUCCAACGCACUGGUCUAUCCCCACUCAAGUUCAAGGCCCAGGAGACCCGCACAGUGGCCCUCUGCACCUGCAAGGCUACCCAGAAGGCCCCGUACUGCGAUGGCACCCACCGGAGCGAGCGGGUGCAGAAGGCAGAAGUGGGUUCCCCACUCUGAGGGACCAGCCCCAGGCCUCUGGUGGGCACCCCUUUUGUGGGGAAGGAAAUGGAGUGCUGAGGCCAAGAAGGGACCACCCAGGGACCCCAGUCCCAUCUGCUCGUUGUGAAGGGCUUGCUCCCAAGACCUGAGGUCUCUCAGGCAGCUGGGGACCCCACCCCUGGCUUAUUACCUGCUGGUGUAAGUGGCAUUAAACUCUGUACCCGCCGGCA
Molecule: messenger RNA, 634 nt
Organism: Neogale vison (American mink)
Lineage: Eukaryota; Metazoa; Chordata; Mammalia; Carnivora; Mustelidae
Gene: CISD3
Product: CDGSH iron sulfur domain 3
Exons: 4
Coding region: 24-422 (132 amino acids)
Cellular component (GO): intracellular membrane-bounded organelle
Molecular function (GO): 2 iron, 2 sulfur cluster binding
Source: RefSeq, a predicted model, not a curated record